AUGGCAUCAGGUGCUGGCAUUAAAAGAUUACCAAUUGAAGCCUUAGGACCCGGGACAAGUAAUUACUUUGUAGUUGGAAUAAUAAUAGCGAAGCAGAAUCCAAGAAAAAUACAAAGUCGAGUCGGUUCUUCAGAAGAAAGAGGCGUGUGCAGUUUCACAAUAAGAGAUUCACCAUACGAUUUUAUAAAUGUUAACUGUUGGGGGUCAUUACAUUUCAUUGAGACAGAAAUGGAGAACUACAACAUUGGUGAUGUUGUUGAAAUCAGCAAUGCCAGGGUUACACACCGUAAGCCAGAUCAAGAUGAGAAAUUUAGUCCUACUGUGACAAGUCCAUGUCAGCUGACAGUUUCUGAAAACCAAAAUUCCUUGAAGUUAUAUGGAGGAGAUGACUGCAGUGCAUUUGAGCCCCUGCUGAAUCUUACAACAAAGCCCCCAACAGAUUUCUAUACUCUUGCUGACAUACACAGCAAUGGGUCCAGCAUGCGGGGAGAGUCAGUGAACCUACUUGCUGUUGUUCGUGAUAUUGGUCCUAUCAGAACAAUAAAAACAAAAGAUGGAAGAAGCAUUAUAUGCCGGGAUAUAACAAUAAUGGAUCAAACCAGUUCUGGACUGCCAGUGCAAUUAUGGAAUGCUGCAACUGCACAUCGUGCAGACUCUUGGGAGCCUCGCAACACAGUGUUGUUUUUAGUAGACAUGAGAGUUGAAUGGAAUGCUUUUAAACGUGGAAUGGUAGCUAGUGAUGGACUGCGCACUAUAAUAACAGAGAAUCCUGAUACUUCUGAAGCAAUGAUGCUUCGAGCAUUUGCUAGAACAGCCCCUGUUAAACCUAGUGCAAUUCUGGAGCAGCUUGCUAGCACAAUACCAGAUCCUGGCAGCAUCAGGCAAGUAAUGACAGUGCAGCAAGUCUUCGAUCGUACCUCAGUUAACUAUGCAGAAGCGGCCAAUACAGAAGAUAAACAGUUCACUGCUUUAAUUUAUUGUCUUGUGACUCAUCUUGAUCUGGAUGGCACCUCACGCAUUACUGCCACGAGAUGUUCAAGAUGCCAGCUGCCAAUUGAUGGGAUCUGUAUAAAUCUGGAGUGUCCUGUGGGAUCAGGAGCUGAAAUUGCUGCUCCAGACACUGUAUUUGAUAUAAGAAUGAGACUUACGGAUCACACUGGAUCACUGGAAAACUGUCGUUUAACAGGCACCGCUGCUGAAAGAGUCCUCAAUUGCACAGUUAAUGAAUUUCUGGCCAUGAAAGAUGAUUCAAGAACAGCACUAAAGUGGUGCUUACUUAUGGAACGCUGUGCAGCAAGAAUUAUGGUGUUGCGGCCAUCCUCAGAGCAACGACGCCCUCUUGUUUCUGUAUUGGCAUGUUCAGUUGCAAAUCCUGUAGAAGUUGCAGCACAUAUUCCAAUUUUUUAGUCAUUCUAUAAAGUUUUAUGAUAUAAAAUUUAAUACUAUGUCAUGCUGUCUGUUGCUGUCAUUGUGU
Messenger RNA from Schistocerca americana (American grasshopper), 1474 nucleotides. It is a transcript of the gene hdm, whose product is annotated as meiosis-specific with OB domain-containing protein. The transcript is spliced from 9 exons. Gene Ontology annotation, biological process: resolution of meiotic recombination intermediates. The record is from RefSeq and is a predicted model, not a curated record. Bases 1 to 1407 code for a protein of 468 amino acids. NCBI's taxonomy places the organism in Eukaryota, Metazoa, Arthropoda, Insecta, Orthoptera, Acrididae. Gene Ontology annotation, molecular function: single-stranded DNA 3'-5' DNA exonuclease activity; single-stranded DNA binding.